CGGAAGAUUGCCGUGGUUGUCGACGAUUCUCUUUAAUUUUUUUCCUUGAUCAUCGCUUAAAAUCAAACAGGUGCUUUACAAUAAGCUAAAGGGACAAUUGAAAAGCUCAGAUAUAAUUUUCAAGUGAUUUGACGGAUUCAUCUGGGAUUUUGUUUCGGUUUUUGUCGAAUUUUAGCAGGUUUCAUGAUGCGUGUUCUUGUCAAUUUAUUGAACGCAAAGACAAUUGCUGUGAAGGUGCAAUCUUCAGACACUGUUGACGUGCUAAAAGAAAUAAUAUCUCAAGCUACUGGACUUUCUCCUGCCUCUCAGCGUCUUUCACAGAAAAGAGAUGGCGAAGAGAUCGAACGUCGUAGCAUUUGUGUGGGGGAUUUGAUUAAACCAGACUCUCUCAUUUAUGUGGCCUACAAACAGUUGAACUCAGUAAAUUUAUUUUUUAUCAAUGCUGUGACCGAAACAGGAAGAGUUCUGAAGGUAACUCUUGAAAAAGGACAAUCUUCCACCAUCAACGAUCUGAGGAGAAAGUUAUCGAGUCGGGCAAUGCUUGGUGUUCCAGAGUACAGUCUGUUUCUGCGCCAAAUAGACUCGCCUUACAAGAACAAAUGCUUAGGGGAAUCCUUCAACAGUUUGGACGAAUCUGGUGUCAAUCAUGGUUCGGUUGUGUACGUGCAAAUCCAUCCGUGGGAGAAAAACUGGUUCCAUGGGAAAAUAUCCCGCGACCAAGCAGAACAGAUCAUGUCCUCUGCAAGUAGUGGACAAUUCCUUGUUAAAGAGAGUUUACAUUAUCCUGGAGAUUAUGUCAUUUUUGUGUGUAUUGAUGGCAAAACCAAGUACUGGAAGGUGUCCUGGAGCAGGAUGAUGCAAUUUACUGUUGAUGAACAAGAGUAUUUUGACAGCAUCACUGACAUGGUGACAUUCUACCAAAAAAACACAGGAUUUUGGCCGCCAAUCAAACUGACCAAGCCUGUAUGCAGACAAGAGGUUACUAAUGGAAGUGCAAAUGAUUCCUCAUUGAUUACACGGGAAGACAAUAACUUACAAAGAGGUCGUCUUUGCACAAAUCCAGACCUAAAAAUUAAUCUUACUGUGGUAGUUGGACAAAAGACGUUCUCACUUCUGACAAGUCCUUUCUAUCAAGUGGAUUAUUUGAAGAAACAAGUUGAAGAAUUGAGUGGAGUGCCUGUUGACUCUCAAUUAAUAAGACUAAAUGACAAGGCAUUGGUGAUGCACAAUUUUUCUCUGAGAGACCAUCGUAUUUUGAACAACUCAACUAUUCAUGUUCAAGUUCACCCAUGGAAUGAAGAUUGGUAUGUUGGCAAAAUGUCAGAGAAAGAAAUAGAAUCUGUUGUGAAGGAGCUAGGCCAUGUGACUGAUGGAAUGUUCCUUAUAAGAGAUAGUGCUAAUUCUCCAGGAGAUUAUGCACUCUUGGUCUGGCUUCAAGGCAAGCAUCAGUCCUAUCGAGUGUCGUACAAGAAACAGUUAUACAACAUUGAUAAGAAGUCACACUUUGGCAGCCUGUCUCAAUUGGUAGAGCACUAUAAACGCCCAAGUGGUUUUCUAGAUACAAUUCUCACCAAGCCAGUGAAAUUUAAUAAAGAGCAAAAAGGCCUCAUUCCACCUGCCAUUCUAGCAAGAGGUAUUAAAGCCAAAGAGGCUUACAGCAGAGCUUUAGAGCAUGGUAAAACAUGCGACAUUCGUGUGAGAGUCAUGCUGAUUGGACAAGACCAUGCAGGCAAGACAAGUGUUAAGAGAUCACUCAUGGGUGACAAGUUUAACAGAGAUGAGGUCAGCACAGCAGGUGUGCAGAUGGACCCACCUUUGUUAAGAGUCGGAAAAAAGCCAUGGAAACCAGAAUCCGUUUCUAAUGAGUUACCUACCACUAUGUUUGAUCACAAUACUGCUCAGUUGGUAGCCAGGCAGUUGUCAGGAGGCCAUGACGAACUAGAAAAGACACUCAGUAAAUCUGCUGCUUCUGAUGUGCAUGAUGAAAAACCUGAAACUAAACAAAGUCUGUCUAAUGGGGUGCAUAGCGAAGAAGAGUUUGAUUUUAAACAAAAUCUUUCACGGACCAGUAUUCCAUCCAGUGGUUACGAAAGUUCAUCAAGUGGUGACAGGAGCUCUCGAGGCUCGCCCACGUUCCCAUAUAUUGGAUCGGGGGAGAAAAAUACCUCUGGCGAACCCACUUCACCAGUCCUCCAAGAUGAAGUGUUCGCCAAUGACCCCAAACCUUUCCGUCAUCUGUCGCAGGAGAUCAUGAUCUUGGUCGAACGUAUGCUUCAACAAGGCACUCACUCAGUUGGUGCAGAUCAGAUAUGGCCAGUGAUCUGGGACUUCGCAGGCCAAUCCCUAUAUCACGCCUUACAUCCCAUCUUUAUGUCGCGUGAAGCUGUGUAUCUACUUGUGUCUGACUUGAGCAAAGACUUGUUACAAAGGGCAGAUAACAGUGCAAAGCAAACCAAACAGCCGGGGGUCAGGACAGCGACUAAGGGCGAGUCUAGUCUUGAUCAUCUCAUGAAGUGGAUGGAUUUGGUUCAUUCUUUUCGGAAUCCUACCCAUAAUGCCGUAGAUCCUCAGGGUUUUGCCCAACCUCCGGUCAUCUUGGUCGGCACUCAUGCCGAUAAGGUGACUGGAGAUCCAUGGGAUGCCAUGAAUAAGAUCCUCGAGAGUUUUGAAGGCAAGGCCUUUUCAUCCCAUAUCGUCGACGACAAAUUUGUUGUCGACAACACUCGUGCUGGACAGCCUUUUAAACAUGAGGAUCAAAAUGUCCACAGACUCAGAGAGAAAAUUAUCUCGGUGGCGUCAACAUUGCCUCACACCAAGCAACUCAUACCGUUGCAGUGGCUCCACGUUGAGAAGUUACUUCAUCACUUAGCCAGCAAAGGAUACAAGCACAUCACCAGAAUGGAAUUCAGAGAAGUUUCUAACAAAAUUUGCCAAUUCGAAGUGGAAGAAGAUAGCGAGGAAUUGUUGCAUUUCUUGUGCGAUUGCGGCGCAGUUCUCUACUUUAAAGACGAGUCAAAUCUGUUCAACAGUCUGGUGAUACUCGACCCGCAAUGGCUGAUCAAUGUAUUCUGUGAAAUUCUUAGAAGUGUCCCCGGCAAGAGAGAGACAAUGAAAAUUCGGGAACAUCGCCGGAUUCUUGCUAAAGACGGGAUCUUGUCUAAUGAACUUAUUGAAUAUACAUGUAAGAAACUUAAACUUGAACUCUCCCAAGAAAUGCUAAUUUUAAUUAUGGAAAAAAGCAACCUCAUCUGCCACUGGAAUGAGCAAAAUGGCAAAGUGGUCUAUCUUGUGCCCUCGAUGCUGACUGCUAAACCAGACAAAGAUAUAUCUGGACUGAUUGGUCAAGGGAAGCUUGCUCCAAUUUACAUUAAAUUUUCCUCUGGAUAUGUUCCUUAUGGCGUGUUCUGCAGAUUCCUGGUAUUAUUUGGUCAACAAAGUUCUCCCGAGUGUCCUGCCACUCCACCGAAGCUUUUCGCAAACGCAGCUCGAUUUGUCGUCGGCCAGCAAAGCAACUACAACUUGACGUUAGCCUGCUUCAAGAGUGUCAUAACGGUUCAUCUGGUUUUUGAAGGGAAGUCUGAGGAUGGACGAGAAACGGCUUCCAUCUGCCGACAUAUUUGCAGUACUGUAGAACGUACCCUGAAGUCUCUUUGUGUGCAGCAUCCGUGGUUACACUCCAUGGAGUGGGAGCUGUGUGCCCGAUGUGACCUCUGUAUGGGUGAAGACGAAGAUCCCGAGGGCUGUUCAUGGCAUCGUGCACGCUCAUGUCCUCAUCCUGACUGUUCACACUUCAUUCCUUUAGUAUCAAAGCCUUUGAUGUGUGACAGAACCUACAGAUCAUCAAGUUGUUUGCUCAGCGAGGAAAAACUUAAGCCUUGGGUUAAGCAUUUACGCUGCACAAAUCAGAAUCCAGCCCAAUUGCAGUUUAAACCUGGUGUGGUGUCUCAUGAUGAUCAACUGCGCCUGGCGCAUGAUGUCGGUAACAAGUGGGAGCAAUUGUGCCGCAUCCUGCUAAACGAAAAACAUCGGGAGCAUAUUGAGCGCGAUAAAACAAGCCUGUUUGACAAGUGCUUUGCUACACUGUGUACUUGGGUAGGGGCUCAGGGAAGUGGUGCCACAUAUUGUGCUCUUGGAAUGGCGUUGAAGACGCUGAUGGAAGAGGAGUCAGACACAGAAGAUCUCUGUACUCGGUACUGCCUGGAGUCACAGGGUGUGAUGGAGAGUAGUGUUGAAGACACUGUCGACUCUAAAACGGAAUAAGCUGAGUUCUGAGGGUAGACGACAUCGUAGGCUUCUUUGAAACCCAUUAACUCUUUGUGGUCCGUGUUCAUUUGUUAGGCCAACCACAAUAAAAUGUUAUAGAAUAAA
Pocillopora verrucosa is the source of this 4368-nucleotide messenger RNA. RefSeq lists its product as uncharacterized. The record is from RefSeq and is a predicted model, not a curated record. Lineage: Eukaryota; Metazoa; Cnidaria; Anthozoa; Scleractinia; Pocilloporidae. Gene Ontology annotation, molecular function: signaling adaptor activity; receptor tyrosine kinase binding. Gene Ontology annotation, biological process: cell migration; signal transduction.